Arctia plantaginis is the source of this 1230-nucleotide messenger RNA. The record is from the annotation of a GenBank genome assembly. Lineage: Eukaryota; Metazoa; Arthropoda; Insecta; Lepidoptera; Erebidae.
AUGAUACCUUGUACCUGGCCCACGGCAUUGUUCUUUUUGAUAUGGCUAUGCAAUGAUGUCGUUUCGAAGAGAAAUCACACACUGAAACCGCGGGUCGUUUUACCUGAAAACUAUGUCAAAGAAAUGCGACCGCCGGCGCGUAAGGGGCAACCGGUCCUGGUGGAGUUCAGCAUAUACGUAGUAGAUGUCAACUCCAUUAAUGUGGAAGACAUGGACUUCAGAGUCGACAUGUUUAUAAGGCAAACUUGGAGUGAGAGUCGGCUUCAGUUACCAGAGGACAUCUUUGAAGAAGGAGAUGACCACGUGACACUGCCACCGGAAUUCUUCGAAAACUUGUGGCAUCCUGAUCCAUACUUUUUAAACUCUAAAGUUACAGUUUCAUACAGCAACCAAAAAGUACGAUUCCGUUGGAGCGAGGCUGGAGUCACAAUCAAUCCAGAAUUAAAGUUAUUACAAUACCACAUUGGGGAACCCCUCCGUCUUGAAGAAACUAAUGGUUACAUGAUUGACAAAGAUGGAAACUACUCAAGACUUGUGGUCUACUUCAGAUUUGAGCGUCAAAUCGGUCACCACUUGAUUCAAACCUUUGCGCCAUCCUCUCUAGUGGUAAUGCUUUCUUGGUUCAGCUUCUGGUUGGACCUUGACGCAAUUCCUGGCAGAGUGACGUUAUUGGUGACUUGCAUGUUGACGUUAGUCACCAUGUUUACUGGACUGAGAGCUGAUAUUCCACCGGUGGCAUAUGUUAAGGCCCUUGACCUCUGGAUGGCAGGAUGUAUGAUGUUCGUCUUUGCUGCCCUCGCAGAAUUUGUAGUUGUAAAGGUUUUGGAUAAACAGUACCAAAUGAACAAAACCAAGGCACAAGAGUCCAUGCCCCGAAUCAUUCCGGUGAGGCUGAAUGGGGAAAAGGGAUCCUGCGGGACAUUAGCUGCUUGGGAAGGUAGUGGGGUUAGGUGUCGUAAGGUAGACUUGACAUCGCCUACGUCACCGCCAGCAGCUACUCCGGCAGUACACCCUGCACCGGCUGCAACUCAUACAACUGCGCAUUUAGUUGGAGUUGAAAGACGGCAAAGUAUACUACAGGUAGCUUGGUUAGACGCUGACACAGGUCAAGAACGAAUCCUUUGGAGAGAAAUCGACAAAUUGUCAAGAGUUGUAUUCCCUGCGUUAUUUCUACUCUUUGUUACAAUGUACUGGCCCGUCCUUCUAUUGAAGACUAAGACUUCUUCAUAA